Messenger RNA from Cydia amplana, 1926 nucleotides. RefSeq lists its product as uncharacterized. Gene Ontology annotation, cellular component: nucleus. NCBI's taxonomy places the organism in Eukaryota, Metazoa, Arthropoda, Insecta, Lepidoptera, Tortricidae. The transcript is spliced from 8 exons. Gene Ontology annotation, biological process: regulation of transcription by RNA polymerase II. Gene Ontology annotation, molecular function: DNA binding. The record is from RefSeq and is a predicted model, not a curated record. Bases 467 to 1912 code for a protein of 481 amino acids.
UUGCGUCACAUACGCAUUUAUUUUUGUGUUUUCUUUUUUCCCUCCUAUUUUGUUUAUUAUCAUGACAAAUUAUUCCUAAAACGUAACGUCGGUGAAUGAUAAUGCAAUACUACUCCGCGUGUAAAAUAGCAAAAAAUGUACCUAACCUUGAGGCGAUUGUGUCAACUCAAAUCAACUGUUUACAAUUCCAACAUUCGAAAACAUUGAAUAUUUCCUAGUUUUUGCCUUGAUUUUAAAUAAACUAGUGCUCGUUUCUACUCAGUUUAGUUGUCCUUUCUGCGAAUUUCAUUCGCAUAAUUGUUUGAUCGUUCCAGGCGAAGAUUUGGUGCAAUGCGUCCCCACAAGGAAAGGUCAUCAGAUUCUCUAUAAAGGUUACACUUACGUGUUCAAGAGUAGACUGCAGUGCGGGGCAGAGCAGUGGUGCUGCUCGUACCGACAGAAAACAGGUUGUAUAUCCGUGAUAAACAUGCAAGUGUGCGGUGUUGAAGUUGUCCGAGAUUUCCACAACCAUAAGAAGCCUAUGUUCUCCGAUGCAAUGCAGAAUCCAGAAGAACUGCCAGAAUGGGUGUCAAUAUAUUUUCUGAAGAAGGAUGACAAUACCCAACGAUGCAACAUAUGCGAGAAUGUGGUCCAAGCUUCAGAGAAGUCCCUAGAUCUCCUAGGUCAUUUAAAAACAAGUCAUGCAGAAGUCAUAGAGUUACACAAGAACCCGGAUUCGACGGUGGGGUUUCGCAUCGAGUUCCUUCAAUUGAAUGUUCUCAAUGAAGAUGGUGCGGAGAAAACACAGCCGGUGCUCUUGGGCGAGGUCUGCGAAGGGCCUACGGAGGAGGUUGUCAGCGAAAAGACCAUCGCCCAGACGGACUGUGAGCUGUCUAAUGUUCAGUAUGUUCUGAUUCCGAGGAAAAGGAAAUACAAACGGGAACAUGAGACUCGGAAACGCAGCUGGGUGUGGAAAUACUUCGACAAGCUGAGCACCAUCAUCUUCCGGUGCAACAUAUGCAAUGUCGUGCUGUCUAUCAAGGGCUGCAACACCAACAAUAUGAACCGCCACGUCCGCACUCGCCACCCGAACGUCUACCAAGUCGAAGUGGGGGGCAAGGGUGAGGCGGACUCUAUCCUGGACCUUCAGGAAGUGGAGACACCCUAUGCUGUGAAAACAGAGGAAAUAACCGACAAGGACUAUGAUGAUCGGAGCGUUGUAGAGAGCCCCGACAAGAAGGCCCACCGAAGCUGGGUGUGGUCCUACUUCAAGAAGCUGAGCGGAACCCAGGCCCAGUGCAAGCUGUGCAACCGGAACAUCUCCCACGGCGGCAACGCCACCGGCAACAUGAACAGACACAUCAAGAUGAUACACAAGGAGGUGUACACCAAGAAGGCCCACCGAAGCUGGGUGUGGUCCUACUUCAAGAAGCUGAGCGGAACCCAGGUCCAAUGCAAGCUGUGCAACCGGAACAUUUCCCACGGCGGCAACGCCACCGGCAACAUGAACAGACACAUCAAGAUGAUACACAAGGAGGUGUACACCAAGGUUGCAGGUGGGUUAGCUAAGGCCCACCGAAGCUGGGUAUGGUCCUACUUCAAGAAGCUGAGCGGAACCCAGGUCCAAUGCAAGCUGUGCAACCGGAACAUUUCCCACGGCGGCAACGCCACCGGCAACAUGAACAGACACAUCAAGAUGAUACACAAGGAGGUGUACACCAAGGUUGCAGACGAAAACAGCUGGGUGUGGAAAGUUUUCGAAAGCGACGAAGACGACUUCUACUCCUGCAAGAUCUGCCAGUUCAAGUGCAACAAAUACGCCAACAUAGACAAGUCUGUGCUCUGCAUACUCAAGCAUCUGAAAGCGGACCACGGGGUGGUGUCUGGCGACCAGAUUAUCACUAGUGUGGACUGUGACACCGAGCCGCAUUGAUUGUGGACUUUAUU